Molecule: messenger RNA, 1422 nt
Organism: Rhizoctonia solani
Lineage: Eukaryota; Fungi; Basidiomycota; Agaricomycetes; Cantharellales; Ceratobasidiaceae
Product: L-lysine 6-monooxygenase (NADPH-requiring) protein
Exons: 6
Coding region: 1-1422 (473 amino acids)
Biological process (GO): intracellular iron ion homeostasis
Source: RefSeq, a predicted model, not a curated record
AUGCUACUGCCUGGAUCACGAAUGCAAAUUAGUUUUCUCAAGGACUUGGCCACUCUGAGAAAUCCAGCAUCCAAGUUCACAUUCUUGAGCUAUCUCCAUGCUCAUGGCCGUCUUCCCGCGUUUAUUAAUAGAAACGCCGAUACCCCUACCCGUCGCGAAUAUGCCGAUUACAUGGCAUGGGCUGCUACUCGCGUCCGAGAGCUUGGCGGCGAAGCACUUCGAAUUCGUUACGGCGAAGACGUAGUCUCUGUCCAAAGCCUUGAUGGCGGCAAGACUGUCACUGUGACCAGUCGGGUUCGAGAGACAAAUGAAGUCCGAAUUCGAAAUGCUAAAACCCUCAUCAUCGCACCCGGAGGAACCGCAAGAAUCCCGAAAAUUCUUGCUCCUUAUGCGGAUCAUCCACGAGUCAUGCAUACAUCCUCGUAUGUCCAACGCGCAGCGAGUCUCAUCAAGGCCGCUGUUGAGUCGACUGGGUCUUCUCGUAGCCCAUCCCCUGCUGGGUCAGACUCAUCCCGUCUGAGCGGUUUGACCACUGCUCGUGCGCUUCCAGGUAUUCCCAUCGAGGGCGAAGGUCCCCAGGAACACCAGUUGGACAUGAUCAUCCGCAAGGGCUCGUUGAAACCUUCGGACGACUCACCCUUUGCCAACGAGAUCUUCGACCCUGAGUCGACUGACAAGGCGUUCAAACUUCCUGCUGCUCGGGCCUGGCUCAGAGCCGAGUACGCGGGAACCAACUAUGGUGUUGUUAAUCCUCGUACGAUUGACGCACUUUACGAGGAAGUCUACGCUCAAAAGGUCGAUGAUGCUGCGGAGAGCCGUCCUCUUGGCGGUGUCUCUGCGCCUGAUGGUACCCGCGUUCGUAUCAACAUUCUGUCAUACCAAGACACAGCACAUCUCUCGGUCUCUGGCAGCGAAAUAUCCAACGAGCCAACCUUCUCGAUUCGCCUUCGCCACCUCUUAACAGGGGAUGAACAUGAUCGUGGGUAUGACGCGAUCAUCUUAGGUACCGGUUACGAACGCCAGAGCUGGAUGCGUCUUUUCGGACAAGGCGAAAGCAAGGAUGUUGCUCCUGUCGAAGACGAAGUUACCAAGCCUGUUACAUCUCUUUCCAAGCUUGACGUUGCAGAGGCCAUCGCAGCCAAGGUCCAGGGCUCCCAGCCUUUGACGCCUCCUCGCAGUGGUGCGACAACUCCCCCUUCGCCUGCUGAGAGUACCGGAAGCACACUUGCCGAGGGUGUACCGCCACCAAGUGUCCGCAUUACCCGUGCUUACCGUCUGCUUCCAGUUGAACAACACUCCGACUUUACCGCUCGCGUUUAUGUCCAAGGAUGUGCCGAAUCUUCUCAUGGAUUGAGUGACACUCUCUUGAGUGUAAUAGGUCCCCGUUCAGGAGAAGUAGUUGCCGAUAUGGUCUCUGCCUGA